Molecule: messenger RNA, 747 nt
Organism: Malassezia japonica
Lineage: Eukaryota; Fungi; Basidiomycota; Malasseziomycetes; Malasseziales; Malasseziaceae
Product: Arp complex subunit
Exons: 3
Coding region: 1-747 (248 amino acids)
Biological process (GO): actin filament polymerization; Arp2/3 complex-mediated actin nucleation
Cellular component (GO): Arp2/3 protein complex; actin cytoskeleton
Molecular function (GO): actin filament binding; structural constituent of cytoskeleton
Source: RefSeq, a predicted model, not a curated record
AUGAUCCUGCUCGGUGCGGAGAACACGUUGAUCCGUGACCUGCUCACGAGCCGGUUUGCGACACCCGCUGCGGUGGACCAGACGUUUACCGACUUUGAUGGCGUGGCGUACCAUAUGGAGUCGACCAAGGAAGGGCCGCUCACCCUCUCGAUGGACAUCCGGUGCUGGCCCGAGCUCGUCGAGCAAGGCGUCGAGGCGUCGCUGCGCGACGUGUACGGCGGCUGGAUGCGCGCGCAGGUCGAGCCGGACUACUGCGUGACGCUCGAGUUUGACUACCAGGCGGUGCCCGCGGCGGGCCCCGAGCGCGAUGCGCUCAUCCACACCGUGUCGCUGCUGAAGCGCAAUGCGCUUGCGGCGCCGUUUGAGCGUGCGUUCGAGCAGCAGGCGCAGCUCGAGCAGCAGUUUGACCCCAGCGGCCCGCCGCCGCCCGGCACGCUCAUCCCGAUCCACUACCGUGCGGACGAGGCGAUGUACAUUCUCCCAGCGCACGACCGUGUGACGGUGGUGUUUAGCACGCGCUUUGACGAAGAGACGGACCGUGUAUUCGGCAAGGUAUUCCUCCAAGAGUUUGUCGACGCCCGGCGCCAGCCCUCGAUCCAGAACGCGCCGCAGGUGCUCUACUCCUCGAAGGAGCCCCCGCUGGAGAUCCGCUCGGUCGCGGGCCUGCAGCGCGGCGACGACACGGGCUACGUGACAUUUGUGCUCUUCCCCCGGCACUUUCAGCACCCCGACGUGCCUCUUCCGUGA